Nylanderia fulva is the source of this 12153-nucleotide messenger RNA. The record is from RefSeq and is a predicted model, not a curated record. NCBI's taxonomy places the organism in Eukaryota, Metazoa, Arthropoda, Insecta, Hymenoptera, Formicidae.
AAAAAUUAGCGAUUGCUACGUUCGCAGUUAAGUAAAGCCGUUUUUAUCCAAGUUAAACACAUCUUCGAACACCGAAAGACCCGUGAAAAGUUUCGAUCGAACAAACUAAGAAGAGAAAGACGGGAGUAUACACGUGAUGAAAUAAAGAGAGAGGGAAAAGAGAGAAAAUAGGUAGUGAUAUACGCAACGGGUUGGUUGGUGCGUGGGUGCACGCGUGUAAUGGUGGAGCGAGUUGCACGCGCACGAUGCAGCUGAUGACCUUGAACUCCCUACUGAUGUUCGAUCUCGUGUUCCUGUUUUUCCUGUUCCUCGUCGGGGUCUCCUGUCUCGUAUACUACCUGCCCGGUACUCGAGCGCAUGCUUUCGCGCCACAUGAGAUCAUCACGGCGCGGACGCCACCGCGCUAUGAUGCGCCGAUCGACAAUGUGUAAGAAUGCCAACGGAGCUGACCGAACUCCCAGAACUCCCAGUAGUGGCAGGGGAUGUUCUUACCCUGCGAGGCACAGGACUCGCUGCUGCAGAAACAUGGGCUCUCCUCUGCCAGGCUGCCCAGGCCCUCCAGGAUCUCUUUCUUUCAAAUGGAGGCGUGGUGGGUGGUUCAAGAGCAGGACCAGUGGUGACUCCACACACACUGGAAUUGACACCACAUGGCAGGGUUUUGCUGCAGCUCGCGCCGCCGGAGACUGCUCGCGCGUAUUUACCACCAGAAUAUCGACCCGGUCGGAUUUAUUCGGACACGGAUUCGGAAAAAAUGUGGAUGUACUCUUUAGGAAGGGCGUUACUCGACACGACUCCUAGAAUAGCGGCAUUAACGGGGACCGUUUCUGUUUCACCCUCUUCCGCUUUGCAAUCAGUAUUGGCCGCCAUGACGGAGCCUGAUCCUCGUAGACGUGCCUCUUUGAUGAAUUUGCUCGAUGUAAUAUCUGAAUAUUGCCGAACACGUUUACAAGCAAGGCCCUUUACGCAUAUAGUGAUGGAGAUGUAUCGGGAAGUGGUGAGAUCACCGCAAUAUGCCGCGCGAAAGCGAGCAACCUACUAUCAGCUGACAACUCUGUGUCCUGCACGAAACAUCGUCGAUCAGACAAGUCGCGAGAGAAUCUACGGCCAGCAUCAUCUGAAACGGCAGCAGAACCACGUUCAACUGCCACCAUUUCAACAUCAGCCUGAUGUCAGACAUUUGUCGGAUCAGCUGACUGCUCAGCAGAGGCAGCAACAACAACAACAGCAAGAUCACGCUCAAUUUCGCUCGCUUCAACAACAACAACAAAAUUACGCCCAGUACUCGCAGAAUCAUCGUCAGAAUCAUUACAAUCAUUAUUACGCGAAGGGGGCGCAUUUCAGGGCGCAAUCGCGCAAUUCCCUGUCGCACCCUAAUCUAUCAAGCUUAUGCGACUCGCAACAGCAGCAGCAGCAGCAGCAGCAGCAACACGGAGAAGUUACCACUAUGAACGUUUGCAGAACACAGUUUCAAUCACAACUGGACAUCCAAAGCGGUAGUCGAUCGAUAGGACCGUCGACGACUCAUCAUCAACGUCGGAUUCAUCAUCACUCGAGAACGUAUUCACAGCCGGUUUACACGCUGCCUCAGCACACCAGGAGCAGCGGCAAUCUGCUAACGACAACUACCAACGCAACGACUGACAGUAAUCCUGACAAAAAUAUUUACGACCCGAUAUAUGCUCUGCCGGUUAAGCCCUUCCUGAGCUCCCAGGAUGUGCGAGUCAAUGGUCUAAUGGCAAAGGCGAUUCGUCGCGGCGACGAUAUUCACGAUGGAUCGUCAUCGAUAAGCAGGCAUCCGUCGAACACCGGUCGCUCUCAACCGAACAUAAUUUCGGAACCGAACGAACGUCUUCGCGAGGAUAUUUACGAACGCACAUCUAUGGGAAGAAUAGUUUUGCAAAGGCAGCACUCGAACCCGCAGCUGCCUAAUAGAACGCAAGUUGACGAGGAUUUCAAACGAUUGUCGCAACCGAGUGUCGCGAUGAUUGAAUCUCGAUGCGUCGCGCAAAAGGAAGAACAAAUGAUUCGGCAACAAAAUCCAGUGUCUUCCAUGAGGCUCAGGGGAAUUCAAGGACCCCCGAAGCCACCUCGAAUUAUCACCACCCUGAGAAGAGCUGCUCUCUCCGACUCGGAGUGUAACAACCAAACGGAAGCGCCGGCGAAACCUCCCAGAAUCAUGGUAAGAAACGGGCCAAGAGCUCGGCGAGGAAGAGCAGUGCAAAGAGCACCAUCGCGUCUGUACAGAACGGUUGGUGGUCCCAUCAGGUGUUUCAAUAAAGCGCAAUGUGUGGGUCCUGAAUUUGUCGUACGAGCUAAUCAACCUCCGAAGACAUUGUGUGUGGGUCAAGUCAAGGCGGGCAGUUCUGGACGAAUAGUCGUAAUAAUGCUGACAGGACAACGCGUGGAAGUGACCUGUGAUCCUCAAAAGGUCACCGCCGGAGAUUUAUUUCAGGCUAUUGUCCAAGCGGAAAGUCUAGACGAGAAUUUCACUCUGGGUCUAGCCGUGCUACUGGCGGGAGAUUUCGCGAUAUUACCGCCCGAUACAAAAUUAAAUAUCGCACCACCGGGAUGGUUAAGCAGCGGCAAGAGCAAAAGUUUCCUGGGUCUACCGACCAGUUUCAUGCUCUAUCUGCGGCUUCGAUUCUUCCUACCAUCUCUUCGCGGCAUCAGAAGCUGGAUAUCGAAGCAUCUACUAUAUCUACAAAUAAGGCGAUGCAUACUGGAGCAGCAGCUGGUCUGCCCCUAUUCCGAAUUAAUCAAUCUGACAGGGCUUGCACUUCAAGCUGAAUUCGGAAACUACAACGUCAAUGAACACGGCUGUGGACAUUAUUUCCUCCUCGAGCAUUACGUGCCGGAAUCCGUGAUAUUGAGCGCGGACCGGCAUCAAUCGCCGCCCUGCGUCGACGCCGAUACACUUCGAGCGCAACUACAUCGCGCUCAUCGCGAGCGUCGUGGCUUAGACUCGAACAAAGCCGAGGAGAUGUUCAUAACUCACGCGCAGUCCCUGCCGGAUUACGGCUCGCACUACUACAUUGCCACGGUGGACUCGAAGGAGCUCGAGAAGCUAAUGGCACAGCAGAGAAAAGGAAAGAGGAUCGUGUCUGACAGCUGCGACGCCGUGUCAACGCUCGACGGCGCGGAAAAGUCUUGUCACCCGAAGAAAUCUGCAGAACGGGAAACGACAGUCUGCCCCGCUUACGGCAACAUCGGGAUCCCGCUAUUAGGCACUCGCGAGAACGCGCCGAUGAUUCCCUACACGAGCGAGCAGGCGAAAGGCGCGAGAUUAUAUCACGACGAAGUGUGCAAUAAUAAUAAGAACAAUAAUAAUGUCAUUAGUAAUGGCAUUAACGGCAACAACAAUAAGAACAAGACCGGCAAGAAAAAAGCGGAGAGUAACGUGUGGUUGGCGAUACACGCUCAAGGCUUGAAGCUGCUGGAACGAGGGGGUGAACCGAGGGAGAGAACGGAAUUGGCUCACUUUCAGUGGCGAGAUGUACAGACAUUGAGUUACAACAAGAAUUGUCUGGUAGUGAACUGCAAGUUGAACGGGAAACGAUGCAAAUUCAAGCUACGGAUGGAUCAUCGAAAAAGUUAUUUCGCCUUCAAGCUCACUUCCUUGCAUCAUCAGUUCUUCUCAAGGCUUCAUUCAGAGCUUACAUCGCUCCAAGGCCUCGCGAAAGACUUUGGAGUACCCUUGACAACGGAAGACAAACCUACGCCGUUGAAAGUGAAGAUCGAUGACGGUAAAACUAAAAUAGCGAUUGCGAACACUGUCAAGGUUCAAAAGAAAAUAAGUUAUCCGAUGCAAUUAGAGGAGUAUCAAAAUAAAGAGAACGAAAAUCCUCAGAAAGAUGCUAACGUGGUAAUAACGAAAGACGUCGUUCGCGAACCUGGCUUUUAUUCAUCCGAAGAAGAUGCUCUUUACGCGCAAGUCAACGUGCGAUUGGAGCCAGAAGGUCAAUCGCGAGACACAGAAGAGGAAUCGGAUCGAGGCUUAACGACACCGAACGGGAUUCUGUUGGAAGCUAAACCAAACUUAUUGGAAACAAAAUCGAUUGAAACUGAAUAUUCAGUUCCGAAAAACAUCAAAAUAUCGAACCGCCAUGUCACUUCUAUAUCGAACAAUAAUCAAUUGGAUAAACCUGAUAGCACUGAAGAAUUGUACGCCGCUAUUAAUAAGGUUCGUCUAAAUUCGAAAAAAAAGAGUUCGAGCGAGUUCCCUGUUCCGGAGGAAGUUUGGAAUGUGUCAGACGUGAAAAAGACACUGCAGAAGAUGAAGACAUCUAGUUUACCGAAUUACGGCGCACCAAGGCAGUCGGGUGGUUUUCGUACACCCAGCUUGCCCCGUCGAUUGGGUGUGAAAAUGGGAACACGAGCAAUCUACAGCAGUUUGCCGCAGAAAGAUAUCGCGCUUACCGACGACACGGAAUCGCUAUCUUUAAAAUCCGACACCGAAUCAUCCAUUCAAUCAAUAUCGGCGCGAUCCACGGAAUCACCCAUGCCGGAAGCAUAUGUGCUAAAUGCCGAUAUACGAACCGACGACGAAACUUUUCGUGUUCCGGAAGACGAAUCGAUGUCGGCAUCCUUAAUGGCUCGUUUGGAAGAGCUGUCGUUUGCCGAGGAACGAGUUUUGCACACGAUCAAGUUGGAACGUGGCCACGGUGGUAGCAUAGGUUUGCAAGUGACAGAGGGUAACGACGGCGGCGUUUAUGUUCAGGCGGUCUCCGUUGGCGGAUCAGCUGAUAUGGCCGGAAACGUCAAUAAAGGUGACCGGAUCGUAGCAAUAAACGGACAGAACUUGCUCAACCUUCGCUACGAGGACGCUCUGAAGAUGCUGCAGAGCUCAUCUGAAACGGUAGAGUUGGUUCUCUCGCAACCCGCUAGCCAAAAGAUUAUGGAAUCGCGAAAUGAUCAGAACCAGGCCUCUGUAGAGAAUCAUUAUUUACAUGAUAUCAAAUUCGACGUGUCGACAGAGGCGGAAACGUCCAGUAUGAUGAAUAAAUGGAUUAUUCAAAAAACUACGGAUGUUGCGUCGGUGCAGAACACCUCAAGCGCAUAUAGCAGUGCCGCAUCCAGCGCGAUGGGCAAUCAUAAUAAUGCCAACAGCUUAUACAUGACUGAUCUAGUUGACAAUAACGCGCUAAAAUCUGCCAAUAAUUCGUCUGACCCACCCGUGCCACCGCGACGAGCAAAACGCAAGAACAAAACUGCACCAAUCGCGUCAACGGAAGUGACGAAGGAUAAUGCGAGAUCUCGACAAAAACGUCCGCUGCAGCCGCCCCUACCGAACAAAUGUCAACGGGACAACAAAUCUCGAUCUACCGUCGAAGAUCUCCACUCGCGACGCGACAUUGCGGCGAGCUGCUACUCGAAGGUCAAAAGUGUCACGAGCUGCGACGUCGCGACGGAUGUGAUCGACGCGAACUUUCCUCCGCGAUCGCGCGACGACGAUACGAUAUCCGCGACGAGAGAAAUCCCGUCGAGGCUCGGCGAAGUAAACGACGAUGCAGUUCCGGCAAAGUCGACCGCUUUAAAACCACUUGUACCUUCCUCCAAGCUCGCGUCGUCUAAGCGAAGCACACUCGACAAAUAUCCGCCGCUCUUUUUCACGCUACGUGAUUUCGAAGAUGUAAUGUCCGGGAGCAGAGAUAAAAAGAUAUUCGCUCCACCUUCGGCUAGUCUCGAGAAAAAAUCAUCGACAAUGAAAAUAUUGGACGACGAAGAUGAUAUCUGUUUUCGCGUGACGACGACGAAUCUUCCGUUCGAAAAGUGUCUGGAUAGGUGGAGAGACUCUUUCGAUAAUGAGUUUGCAGAAAAAUUCGAUAAUUACCAAUUCGAUAAUGAGAAUGUUGAAAGAUUGUCCAAUUGUGACGAUAAUUCUCGCGACGAUUUCGAUCAUCGUACAGGCACGAAAGUACGAUUCGUAAUCGAUUCGCAAAAUCCUUCCGCACACAAUGUUGAUGGCGAUGUAAAAAUCCGUGUGCCGCGUGAUAGUUUGCAAAGCCGCAAAUCUAUUUUCGGCGAUGAAAAAGCUAGCGAACAAAGCGGCGCCGCUCCUUUCGUAAAAUUGACCGAAAUCCGAGAGGAAUUUACAGACGUAAAAGAUUCUUGCGACAAUUUGCGAGAUAAAUCAUGUACUUCAAGCGCCGAGAAACGAAAUCCCGCGACGAGAGAAGACGAUUCCUUUAUGCUAACCGACACAAACAAACUUGACAUGAAAUUAAAGACAAUUCCGCAAAGCCAUUACGACGAUAUUAAUGACGGGAAGAUUCAUAAAGGGGAUUCUAAUUUCAUAUCGCGGAACGAGCCCGUUAGCAAUGAGAAUCUCGUAAUCGGAAAUGAAAAUGUGACGACUACAAAAACGAAGGAAAUUAUCAUGAACGAUAAACAAAUAGAUCAAAGUGGAACGCUGGAUGCUUCAGAAAUCGCAGAAAGCGUUCGUCGCUUUACAGAUAAAAGUUUAGAAGUUGUUUGCAGUAAUGAAAAAAAAUUUUUGAAAAAAACUGAUGAUAGCAUCAAAAAGGAGCGCGUUAUCAAAAACGAAGAGAUCUUCGUCAAUGAGUCACUUCCAAGUUUUUUAAAUAACCGCGACAACGAUAAAUCGAACAUUCUCACUUACGACUUCACAAACGAAUUCGAAAUCGAAGAAACUCGACAAUCGUCGACGAAAAAGCAUAAAAAGAAAAGCAAUUUUGUGGAUUCUAAAUAUAACCGCGAAGAAGGUUCGCCAUCGAAAGAGGUUUUUACGAAAAGCGUUUCCGUAAAAAUUAAACGAAAUUCUUUUCUAGAGACUAUGUUGUCCGACGAUUCAACAGAUAAUUCCAUAAAUUGCGCUAAUACUAAUUUAGUGUCUCCUGUAAACAUGCAUGAAAAAUCAAAUAUACCGAAUGAAUCGACAAAUAAAGUUCGGGAACCGGAUGUUACGAAAAAAAGCGAACCUGUGUGUGAUUUAUAUAAUAAAACGACAAAAAUAUACAUGGAAAACCAAAAAAUAUCUAAAAUGGAUAAAAAAAAUGUCAAAGUUUCAAACACUGACGUAAAAUCAAUGCAAUCGGAAAAUAAAAAUGUUUCUGACGUAAAGAAUGAUAUUCUGAACGAGUUGCUCUGCAACUUUAAUAACAUAAAGCUAAAAAUAGUGAGUCCCGAAAAUAAGAAACCAUCGAUGAAGAUAGACAGUGAAGACGACAAAAAUAUUUCCCGCUCGAUCGCGAUAGAUAAUGCAAUUUUUAAAAAGAAAGAAGGUUCUACAUCGCUUGAAAUAUCUGGAAAUGAAGUUUGCGAUAUUUCUAUAAACGCCAAGAUUAUUGACGUAAAUAGUGACAUGACGAUCGUCGAGAAAACCGGAAAGGAAGAUCUCACAGAAAUAAAUGUCAAGAAAAGACUUCAGGAUCUCCGAAAUAGCGCUUGUGAUCCAGCGAUUGAUAAAAAAAUCAUAGAGAACAAAAAUAUUGAAGUAACCAAAUUUAACGAAUCUUAUAAUAUUAAAAAUAAAACUGUGAAAGACGACUCUGUAAAAAAGACGAUCGAUGAAAAUAAUUCGAAUAUCAGAUCGGAAGAGAUCUGCGUAAAAAUAAAGAAAAACGAGGAAACGUCCGAAGGUAUAAAAAGCGCUGAUGAAGCUAAACGAGAAUUUAAAAAAUUGCGAGACAUUCGCGCCCCCAAGGCGAUACUUAAGAAAAAAGAUGUCGAGUACGAGCAGCAGCGGAUGAAUAAAUUUCAAAAUAGAAUUCCCAUCGGAGCACCUGCAACCAUGAAUAAGAUUUUCGAUAGCAGAGAAUUUGAGGCAAUCGCGGUUGCGUCGCGCAGACUGGAAAAUGAAAGAAAACACGAGGUAACUUCGAAACAGACUCGCAGUCACGGCAAAGAAAAGACUGAUGAUGAUGAUGAUGAUGAAGUAAUUAUGGUCAGUGAGAAUGAUGAUGAUGAUGAUGAUGAUGAUGAUGAUGAUCGAAGGAGAGUCGCGAACCGGUCGACAUUAGCAUUAUUAGACGAUACAAAGGGUAGCGACGAUAAAUGUGCCAUAGUUAGGAGAACUACUUCCAUAAUCCCUUGUAAUAAUAAUGACAAUAACAGGGCCGUAACACCCGUAGUUAACGUAAGUAACGACCAAUCGUCCCGCGACGUUGUAACGAUAACCCCGGGUAAAGUUAAGAGCUUCGUUAAAUAUUACGAGAUUCGGGGCGACGCGACGACCGUCAAGAGACAUUCUAAAAUUAACGAUAGAGAGAAAGUAAGUAAGCGUAAAUCCACGAAGAGCCAAGCGCCACCCGUUGCCGCGAGGAACUCGCAACCGGAAGUAAUAACGGAAGAAGAGGAAACGAAAAACGGAGGCAGGAGCGUUAAAUCAAACAGUAAACUCGAAACGUCGUCUAAUGAAAUUCAAUUUUCCAAGUUCGCCGCGAAGAUCCCGAAAGAUUCUGCCGACGAUUCGAUUCAUAAAACAGCGAAAGCGGAAUCGAAGGUGGCGAAAGGGCACGAGAAGAUGAUCAUCGGCUCGAAUGAGAUCGACGGGAAAACACGUGCGUCGCUCGCUAAAACUGACGCGAAAAAAUCGGUACAGUUCCUGGGCGGUUUUACCGUGAUCCAUUCGGAAACUUUCGACGGAAAUGAAUCCGCAGGGAUCGUUACAGACUACGACGCAAACGCAUUGAGAAAAAGGCGAGCCCCCGGAAUACCGUCGUCGCGGGAUUCCGAUGGUUGCCAGGAACUUGUUCGCGAGUUCAAGAAAUCGGAGAAACUGCCGGACGCGGAAAAAAGUUCCUUUCAGCGACGAGAGGCGGUUGCCCAGAUACACGCUGUAACCAGACACGGGGAAAAUUCAGGUGAGGAAGUGGUGACGGUGCCGUCCACGGGCGACGAUCAGGAAGGCUGGAAACUGCAGAGGAUAUCCGUAAACGGCGAAUCGAGCGGUCGUCGUCGCGGCUGCACUCGUCCGCAAUUGCAACCGGGCGUUUCCGGUGGCAAGAGGAAUCGGCCGGCACCAUUGCCACCGAUAUCCUGCAGAGUCGACGCCAAGGACCAGCUCGACAAGUACUGGCCUAAUAAGGAGAACGCGCCCGGAAAUGCCGUGAACAGCCGCCGCGAGGACGAUCCACGACAGGUGAACCAACUCCAGGCGAUCGAGGAGUCGACAAUGGGCUCGAAUCUGAGCAGGCAUAACGGAAAGGGCCUGACUGGCCGGCGAACCCAGUCUUCCGGGAACCUGUGCGAACCCAAGGGGAAGCUCAACAGCAUGGGGAAGAUAUUACCCUGUUCCAGCUCGCAGAGGGAAAGAUAUAAAAUUUGCAGCUCUCUACCAAAUCAUCUGGACGAUAGGGAUGUACUAGACGAUGAUCAGCGAGAUAACAAUAACAUCAUGUCCGGCGGUACGUUGCCGCAUAAGAAACGCUCGUUAGGAGUGCAUUUCUCCGAUAGUGGGCCGACCGGUACUUUGGAUCUCGUUAAACAUCGAUCACAGGAUUUCGACGAGUCCUACGACGAGAACGAUCCCUGGAGAUAUCAGCAGAGCGAUCUCGAUCUGGUGCGGUGCCGUCAUGGAAAUUUUGACUCGGUCAAGAGAAAUCGCAGCGCCGACACAGUGCUCGUCGAUUCCGGCAGGAAGUACCAAGGUCGCGCCGCGGCCUUGGAUGACAAAUGUCACCGGAAUUCGGACCUCGAUUUAGUCGGUACAUUGCCGAAACGCAAGCCGGACCUUCGAAACAGCAGCGGCAGGAGCCUCCAAUCGAACUCGUCGUCCUCGCAACCGUGCAUCGUGAACGCCACCCAGGACGACGACCUGCUGAUGAAGAUAGUGCACAAACCUGACUGCGAGUUAGUGAAGCAUCGUCAACAGUUUGCCAAGUGUAUCGAUCUGAAGCUGAGCAAGCUGACAAGCGGCGAGCCGCAAGAUCAGGGAUACGCGUCCGAACGAUCACCCGAGGACGAGCAUCCGCCAUCGUUGCCGGGACAAGUACCCUUUCCAAGUGUGACACCCGAGAGCACAUUCCGAGUUACGCUGCAGAAGAGCAGUCGCGGUCUCGGUCUGAGUGUUUCCGGUGGUGGCACCGCAGGUCCUGUCAGAGUGAAAAGACUCUUUGCCCAACAACCCGCCGCCCUGUCCAACAAGCUUCAAACUGGCGACAUAUUACUGGCUGCUAACGGGAUUCCGCUAACUGGCCUCACCAAUUACGAGGCUCUCGAAGUUCUGCGUACGACCCCUAGCACGGUCGAAUUGGUGGUGUGUCGGCUUCCAGGAGAUAGUAAUGUCACUCCACCCGGUGCACCUCCGCCACCACCAGCCAGGCGAGAGCCGUCGUCAUUACGUAUACUCAACCCGCUGCCACCUUUGCAAAUCGAGCCCUGUGAAUUCGACAUCGAAAUGAUGAAAGUCAACGGCAGUCUUGGCUUCACCCUGAGGAAGGCGGACAGCAGUGCCUUGGGUCACUACGUGCGAGCGCUGGUGCGAGAACCGGCACUGAGUGAUGGCAGAAUCCGACCGGGCGACAAAAUCGUCGCCGUGGACGAUGCUCCCCUGUCUCCGAUGAGCCACGAGGAAGCGGUUCAGUUACUACGACAAUGCGGACCGACUGUAAAACUGCGGCUGUACCGCGAUUCGGCGCAGACCCCGGUCUCGGCGCUUUCACCCACUGAACCCGAUCAUCCCCUCCGUCCGCCACGAACGAGUUUGAGACAAGAAGCCGUGGACAUGCUGUGUGACUUAGCAGUUCGAAAGCUGUCACCAGGUACAUCGAGCGGUUCUAAUAGUUGCAAACAACAGUCGCCCGGUGCUUCAUGCAAUUCGCCACGAAGGCGUCGACUUGCUACGCGUACUUCCACUGCCGAAAUCAAUCAAGAAACUCCCGAGAGUAAGUUGCAUGACGUGCAAACGACGUCGUCAACAGCCAGCCAAGCGGAGACCGCAUCGGACUCGGACCAGUGUUCAGUCAAGACACAGAUCACCAAUUCCCAAGCAAACACACCUGCGACCGACAUAAUCGAUCCGCCGCCGCUCUACGACAUCUACGACGAUGACGACUACGAUGAGUCGUUGAAACCGAUCUCUAACAAUAAUGCCGCAGCAGCCAGGCCGAGCUUCCUCGACUUGUCGGCGCCGCAAGGUAAGCCGCACUUUCAGUUCUGCAGCGUUGACUCGGAUGGCGAGUAUCCCGGUGAUAGUGACGUGAUCCUGGCGGAAGCAGAGCGAGGUCGAUUGGCCGAACCGAGCUACGACAACGACAGGACGGUGAUGUCGAGCGACGAGCACGACAAUGAUCUGCCGUCCGAACCGGCCUCGAUGCCGCCGUUGCUUUCAUCCACCAGCAGUACCAGCACAGCUGCCUUUAGCUACAAGAAUCCAGCCUAUCAAAGUGCCAAUCCGGCCUGCAGCAGCGCUGUCAACGACCCGGCUGGACCCAAGACCAAAACUACACACUCCAGCGAUCAGGACAUACCAGGGAAGAUCCUGGGAACGGACGAUCCAGGUGGUAGUAAAGGAUUACUGAAGUGGAAGGGCGUGAUGUUCGCUCCGAACGAUGAAGUAGAUCGAGGUGCUGAACACGAUCCAGAAGAAAUUGGAGAAGAUACUACGGAUGCAGUCGCCCUUGCUGAAGACCUUGAACAAGGCAGCGAGGUGUUCAUGGUGGAAUUGACGCGUGGGUGGAACAGCCGGCUGGGCUUUAGCCUGCAGCCGGAAGGAAAUUGUACAGUGAUAUCGGUUGUGCAUCCCGAUAGCGUCGCGGCCAAGGAUGGCAGACUGAAACAGGGUGAUGUCUUACUAAUGGUUAACGAGGAGAGUGUGGAACACAUGUCAACGGCUGAUAUAAUAGAUCUGUUACGUAAGAUACGUGGUUCGAUAGGUAUCACGGUGAUGAGGAGAUCGAAACAGGACAAUAUAACGUGACAGUAGUUCCGUGUGAUAUCGAAAUAGAACAAUCAUAAAAGAUACGAUUUGAUCGAUAUAUUCUUUACGGGCGAGCAAUCGCAGAUUUAAAGAUUUAGACAUGAGUCUGACAUAAAACAGAUUUUUCCCCCAAAAAAGACGCUGAUCUUUUACAAUAAAAAUUUAGAUAAUGAGAGAAGAUAGAAAUAAGAAGAAAAGCAGUAAUUAUUAAAAAAAUAAUAAUAGAUGAGAUUAUAAAUGUUGCUAGUACAAUAAAAGAGCUAUUAUAAAAUUAA